Molecule: messenger RNA, 4034 nt
Organism: Vicugna pacos (alpaca)
Lineage: Eukaryota; Metazoa; Chordata; Mammalia; Artiodactyla; Camelidae
Source: RefSeq, a predicted model, not a curated record
UGCCGCCCGGGAAGGCGGUGUCGGAGCAGCUUGUGCUGGAGGUGCCGCUGGUGCUCGGGGCUCAGCGAGGGCCCCGCGGCUCGGGGGGCGCCCCGGCCUCGCCGCGUCUCUCGGCGCCGCCGCGGUCCUGCUUCCUCGAUGGAUGUCCAUGGUAGGAUAAGAGAAAUCCUGGCUGAGACCAUACGGGAAGAAUUGGCACCUGAUCAACAACAGUUAUCAACGGAAGAUUUGAUCAAAGCCCUUAAACGCCGGGGAAUCAUUGAUGAUGUGAUGAAAGAACUUAAUUUUGUUUCUGAUAAUGUUGAUCAAGAACCCCCUUCGUCUCCAAAACAACCUGUUUGCUUUACUGACAGACAAUCAACAUUGUUAAAAAAAACUAAUAUUGAUCCAACACGGAGGUAUCUUUACCUUCAGGUUUUGGGUGGAAAAGCUUUCUUGGAACAUCUGCAGGAACCUGAGCCUUUACCAGGACAAGCUUGUUCAACGUUUACUUUAUGUUUACAUUUCCGAAAUCAACGUUUUCGUUCUAAACCUGUUCCAUGUGCCUGUGAACCAGAUUUUCAUGAUGGCUUUUUACUUGAAGUCCACAGAGAAAACUUAGGUGAUGGAACUAGAAUGGCUGAUUCAACAGCAAUGUUAUCAAUAAGUGAUCCAGUUCACAUGGUGCUGAUCAAAACAGACAUAUUCGGUGAGACCACUUUAGUAGCAUCCUAUUUUCUGGAAUGGCGAUCGGUUUUGGGCUCGGAAAAUGGAGUGACCAGUCUUACUGUGGAACUUAUGGGUGUAGGCACAGAAUCGAAAGUUUCUGUGGGAAUUUUAAAUGUAAAACUUGAGAUGUACCCACCACUCAAUCAGACAUUAUCACAGGAAGUAGUGAACACACAGCUUGCUUUGGAACGUCAGAAAACUGCAGAGAAAGAGCGGUUAUUUCUUGUAUAUGCCAAACAGUGGUGGAGAGAGUAUUUGCAAAUACGGCCCUCGCACAGCUCACGGCUGGUGAAGAUUUUUGCACAGGAUGAAAAUGGGAUAAACAGACCAGUCUGUUCUUACGUCAAACCACUUCGAGCUGGGAGGCUUCUGGAUACUCCAAGGCAAGCGGCAAGGUUUGUCAACGUCCUUGGCUAUGAAAGAGCCCCUGUUAUCGGAGGAGGGGGCAGACAGGAGCAGUGGUGCACUCUGCUGGCCUUUCUCUGCAGGAACAAGGGUGACUGUGAAGACCACGCCACCCUCCUGUGCAGCCUGCUCCUUGGGUUCGGGCUGGAGGCCUUCGUCUGCGUCGGGACCAAGGCAAAGGGAGUGCCCCACGCAUGGGUGAUGACUUGUGGGACUGAUGGAGCCAUCACUUUCUGGGAGAGCUUAACAGGGCACAGGUACAUCCACAAACCGGCAAGCCCUGACGAGCCUCCAGCUGCCGAGCAGCCCAAACCGCUGUACCCGUAUCGGACAAUUGGUUGUGUUUUCAACCAUCAGAUGUUCCUGGGGAAUUGCCAGCCCUCUGACUCAGUAGAAAUCUGUGUAUUUGAUUUGAAUGAUGAAUCCAAGUGGAAACCCAUGAGUGAAGAAGCCAUUAAGUCUGUAUGUGCUCCAGGAGCCACAGUGUCCCUUCCUCCCUUCCCGCCUCUGUGUGCCUCCACAAUGGAUGCCUCGGUGACAAGCAAUGAGAUAGAGAUGCAGCUGAGGCUGCUGGUGUCAGAGCACAGGAAGGAUCUUGGCCUCACCACUGUCUGGGAAGACCAGCUCUCCUAUCUCUUGUCACCAGCGUUGGCUUCGUAUGAAUUCGAGCGUACGACAAGUAUCUCUGCAGGCAAUGAGGAAUUCCAGGAUGCCAUUCGGAGGGCCGUACCUGAUGGGCACACCUUCAAAGGGUUCCCCAUACACUUUGUGUAUAGAAACGCAAGGCGUGCGUUUGCCACGUGUCUUCGGUCUCCUUUCUGUGAAGAGAUAAUCUGCUGCCGUGGAGACCAGGUGCGGCUGGCAGUUCGUGUUCGAGUGUUUACUUACCCUGAGUCUGCGUGUGCUGUUUGGAUCAUGUUUGCUUGUAAAUAUCGCUCGGUAUUAUAGGAUUAACAUUUCUGUAAGAACAUGCCUGUGUUUAUUGGAAUUUUACACACUGUACGUAGUAGCUGUUUAGAGGUUCAUUAUUUUAAAAAUGAUAAUGUGGCUUGGAUGUCAUAUUUCACUUUUGUAUGUACCUGCCUGAUAACGUUUGAAAACAAAUCAUGAUGUGUGUAUUUAAAAAUUAAGGAUGAAAACUUAUAUAAAUCUGAGUGGAAUUUAGUAUAAAUUAAAUGUAUAUAUAUCCUAUUUUAAUAAAUGCUACUUUGCUUAUAGGUAGCCAGUAGUUUAAAUAUGAGUAUAAAAUGUGCUCAGUUUUCUUUACAUUAACAGGUAAUUAGAAAGAUACUUCUCUAAGGGUUUGAGCCAUACUAAAAUUAAUAUGACCAGAAUUUUUCAUAGAUUAAUGGGAUUAUUUUAUAUAAAUUAGGAGAAAUUAGCUUUACAACAGACUUAUUUAUUACAUAGGUGAAAGUACGUUUUGGUGAGUUACCACUUUUGUGGUUUACCCAUAACUAUAGUGAUAUUUGAGACUUAACAGAAAUUUAUUGGAAGACUUUGAUGUAAGAAUAGGAAAAAACUAGUGCCAGGAAAGCAUCAAUAUUAAUAACAAAAUGAAUGUCACACGAAAGUACAUAAACAAUUUAUAAAUAUUUGUCAGUUUGAUUCAUUAUCAAAAUGAAUUGGGUAUUUUAGAAAAAAUUUAUCAUACCCUUUUGUUGUGAUAUUGGUAAGUCUUUUUCUGUGAUUAAUACCUGCAGUCUGUUGCUAAUACUCUGUCAUCAGAGGAGUCAUUACUAGCCUCUUCAUGGAUUUCGGCUUCUGAAACCACAUUCUUUCUUUUCUCCUUUGUAAUGUAAACUUCAGUGCAUAUGUGAUGAAUCUAAAUCAGAGAGUCAUCAUGUGAGGCCACUGAAAAAUAAGCAUAUGUGAGUGACUUCAUGCUAUUUGUCUUUAAAUUGAGCAACAGUGAGCAUAAAAAGACUGCAGCAGUUUGACUUUUUGUAAGAAGCUGUGUGUGUAGCUGACAGGUGUGACUGUCAGUCAGCGUCUCCGUACAGUUCUUACGUCAGCUCCUUCAUCCAUGGGUCUUCUUAGGAAAGUAACUGUAGACCAGUUGGCUGAACGAGUGAUUCUUUUCAUCACUUUAAUUCACCAUCACAGGUGAAACGAUUUAAUGUUCUUAAACAUAUUAAAAUCUAAAGAUGUCCUAAAAUUUACAUUUUGUUAUUUUUUUUACAUACAAUAAAUAUUUAUGAUUUAACUUGCUGAAAAGUCUGAAAAUAUCCUUUCAGUUUCUUAUUGGAAAUGGUCAGAUGUUUCUUGAGAGACUGACAGGACUUUAGAGAAUUAGCAAAAAUAAGGAUUAAGACUUUUUUUACUCUGUUACCAAAAUUACUCAUAAAGCUAUCAACAUAGAAAAUUGCUUAUAAUUUUAAGCUUUUGAAACAAACUGAAGCAUGUGCUAAGAGGCAGACUAUUAAAAUCAAGGCUGUGUUAUCACUGAGGCUGGGCCGGAGAAUUCCUACCUUACUGUGCCAGUGUAACACAUGUAUUUAUAAUGAGCCUUUGGUAUAAUUCUAAAAUAAAUUUUCUUUUUGUGCACUUUAUAAUAGUCUGUCAUGAAUUAAUAUUUUUCUCUAAAGAUGGUUUAUUCGAAAAUAUAUCAGUUCAUUUCUCACUAGAGUUCUGCUACUAUUCUUACUAGUAAUUUUCCUCUUUAAAAAUUAAAUUUGCCUUGUAUAUUUAGCUCUGUCAUAGCAGUUGUUUUUAUAUCAAAAAUGUAAAAAAAAUUUUAGUGUAAUGCUUCUAAUGUGUUCUUUUUGACAGUAUGUGCACUGACAUAGUUUUCUAUGUAUAUGUCAUGUAUAAAUAGGUGUAUUUAAUAGAAAAAUAUCAGAAACCUAGACACAUCAUUACUCAAGUAUGAACCUGUUGAAUAAAACUUGUUAAAUUCAGUUCCAGCUAACUGAACACUC